AUGUCACAGAUAGAAAUAGAGAAAUUUCAGCAACAAGUAGAAGCCAUUGGUGCAGAAACAAUUCAGGCUAUUGCCACAUCAGGUCCAGAAACACAAGUAAAACUAUUGCAAGCGCUUGGCUUACAAUCAACAUUAAUUACAGAUGGUCGUAGUCCAAUAAAUCUUAUGAAUUUUGGCCACAAUUUAUUAGGUGGCACGACUGGAGUUACCACAUCGCCUUCAGUUGCUGUGGGUGAUGAUGAUUAG
Molecule: messenger RNA, 246 nt
Organism: Didymodactylos carnosus
Lineage: Eukaryota; Metazoa; Rotifera; Eurotatoria; Philodinida; Philodinidae
Source: the annotation of a GenBank genome assembly